UUUGUAAUUGUUUAUCAAAAUGGUAUCAACGUUAGUAUAUAAAUUCUGUUUAAUAAUUGUAAUGUUGAAGUGUUGCCGAGCUGAUGAAAAUUUGGCGUGGGGAGAUAAUAUUACGAAGUUAUAUGAGAUAGUUUCAGGUGCUAUCAAAAAUGGGACUGAUCUCAAAGCUCCACACUUAACUAGAAGAUUUUUUGUAAAUGACUCGGUAUAUGAGAUACAUCUAAAAAAACUGAAAAACGUAAAUGGAAUUAAAAUUCACAAUAUUGCUAUUACACGCAGCGGUCCAGACAUUAAUUCAACAAUAUAUAUAAACAAUCCUUUAGAAGCUAAAUUUCCGCACCCUUUCAUGUCUUUGGAAGAAUUCAAAAAUACGUUAGUGGAACAUCAACUCAAAGACAGGGAGGCGUUUAUAAGAUCGAAAAACAAAGCGUUACACGAUAAAAUGUGGGCAGACAUAAAAGCCACGGCUAAACUUAAAACAACACGAACACAAAAAACUCGCCAAAGAGUAAAAUUAGCAAUGAAAAUUGAUAAAAAUACUAACAAUAAAAGCAAACCAAUGAAGGUUCAACAGCAUAAAAUUUUAAACACGCCUAAGUUAAAUACGUCUCAUGUUAAUAAUCAUAUAACAAAAGCUAAUAUAGUAAAUACGUCCACUACUGUGCAUUUCCGUGCGAAGCUCCUAUAUAUAGAAAAUCCAACAGAGCAAAGCUCCCACAUAAAUGAAGCUGACGAAAACAGCACAAGUCCAAAAAAUAAAAAUGUAACAAAACAAACUGCCCUGCAAUCCAGUGAAGACGAAGAAAAACAGUUGGCAACUGUCGAAGAAACAAAGGAUAAUGCGGAACAUGUAUCAAGCGCAAAUGAUGGAGAAACUAUAAAAGAAGAACUAGCUGAUAGUACUGAUAAUCCUGAUAAUCGUGAAUUAAGUACCAACGAUGAAAAUGCAACAAAUCUAGCAGGAGAAAUGACUGUUAUUGAUGAAGACGCGAAGAAGGGCGUUGCUGAAAUGGAACUAAGAAAUAUAAAUGAAGAUGAAAGUAAAGACGCUAUGACUGAAGAAUUAACAACUGAGACUACUACAACUACGAAAGCUACGCCUUCUACUACUAGAGAGAGAUGGAGUAGACCUCGCGUGCUUAUGGGGACCCAGCCGGAAAGCACUACAACUACUAGUUAACAACUUGAUUUGUUUAAUAGUAAUUGAAACUGUAAUUUAACCGUUUUUCUUUUAAUAAAGUCAAAUCCCAAGGAA
Messenger RNA from Leguminivora glycinivorella, 1255 nucleotides. RefSeq lists its product as uncharacterized. The transcript has 3 exons. NCBI's taxonomy places the organism in Eukaryota, Metazoa, Arthropoda, Insecta, Lepidoptera, Tortricidae. The record is from RefSeq and is a predicted model, not a curated record. Bases 20 to 1180 code for a protein of 386 amino acids.